Messenger RNA from Periophthalmus magnuspinnatus, 1534 nucleotides. RefSeq names its product OCIA domain-containing protein 1. Gene Ontology annotation, cellular component: endosome. Lineage: Eukaryota; Metazoa; Chordata; Actinopteri; Gobiiformes; Gobiidae. The transcript is spliced from 8 exons. Bases 137 to 880 code for a protein of 247 amino acids. The record is from RefSeq and is a predicted model, not a curated record.
AUCUGUUUCCGGGUCACAUCUUUUGCUGGCGCUACACGGGGCUAUGACAUUGUACCGAACAGUAGAGCCGUCUGGCCCUAUCUUAUGUGUAUUAUUUGAAAUACUUUGAAAGCAGAGGUAAAUCUAAAUCACAGACAUGACGACCCCCGGUCCAGGCUACACAGAUGAGCGGCAGCGCAGAGGAGCCCCGGGUGCUGUUGGGAUGGACUACAUCCCCACAGAUGAAGAGAGGAAGGUGUUCAGAGAGUGCAACCAGGAGAGCUUCUGGUACAGGUCCGUGCCUUUCUCUGUGGUCAGCAUGGCCAUCACUCAAGCUCUUGUUGCAAGAGGCUCUUUGUCUUCAUCACCAAGAUUUGGCUCUCUUCCAAAAGUUGUCUUUGCUGGUUUCUGUGGCUACUUGGCUGGAAAAAUGUCUUACAUGAAAACCUGUCAAGAAAAAUUUAAAAGAUUGGAAAAUUCACCAUUGGGUGAGGCACUACGACAGCGAUCAGGACUGACAUCACAAUAUUCUAAAGGCCCUCAGUCAGAGACUGGUGAUGCAGACCCUUCAAUGACAUCAUCUGAUGCCAUUUUCCAGUCAGACUCCCAAAGCCAGAUUCCUGCUCAGAACAGAGACUAUGGUUAUGGAUACAGCUCAGAACCACCCAUGCUCGAGAAGGAAGAAGAUCUGAGUGUUUCAGGUCAGACUUAUUUGGAUGAAGAAGAGCCCAAACGGAAGCCCAUCUUGUAUGAGGAUUUAAGACUCAAAAACCGAGAGAACUAUGAAGUCACACUUACUCAGAAGGCAGAGACCCUUAUGAAACCAGCGCCACAAAGGGACUCAGAAAGGCCUAAAAAAGAAGCCAAGAAGAACAUUUAUGGAGAUACAUGGGAAGAAUGAAUGUGUUCUGACGUGCAUAUUGGGAUCAUUGUUGCAGUUGAGACAGCUGAGGUUGUGUUCCUUUAUCAGUGUGUAUCAGUAGAGGUUAUGUACUGACAUCAUUUAAUUCAACUACGGGCAGGACAACAGAUAAAAUGUGUUUGCUUUUUAUUGACGCAUUUUUGUUCAUAGAGCGAUUGUUUUCACUUCACAGUAAUGAUUUCCUUAAUACACUAAUUCACCAUAUUUAAUAAGAGAAAGGUUCAUUUCAGAUGAGUAUGUGAUAUAAAGUUUAUAUCAGCAAUCAGUGAAAAUGUCAUGACUCACCGUUGACACUCACUAAUGAAGUUCCAAAGGUUGUAAUGUAACUGAAUAACCAAUGUUUUGUUUCUUUUUUGACUUGGCGAACAAUUGAAAUAAACUGCUAUGACUGUUCAACCUGUAAUUGUGUUCGGGAUAUUCAUGGCAUUUAAUAACAUUAUAACAUUAUACAUUUUAAAACAAAGAUGCAAAGACAGCAGCUGAGGUUUAGAAAAUACACUUUUAACAUGCACAAAUGAAAUAAAACUCCAUUUAUAUGUCGGGACAACUUAACAUAAUUGAAAGCUCAAAUUACUGUAUUUCAAGAAUGUUGCAGAACUUGAAAUUGUACAAAGAUGAACGUAUUGGCAUUAU